AUGAACAAUUCUAUUUACCCUGAUGACCCAGUGUCAUCAAAAAGCGUUGGGGAAAUGCGCAAGGGAAUGAUCGGUAAUUGGAUCAAUACUAACACUCAAAAUCCUUCCACUAAUCAGGAUAUGUCCAAAGAGGUGACGAAUGAUCCUACUUCUUGCACUGGUUUUAGAGAAGUCAAUGCCAUUUUGACCGAGCUGAGGCAAAGUGCAGAAGGUUAUACAAAGAUGGUAAAUGAGCUAUGGGCUCAAAGUUCCAGAACAUCUAAUGUCAAUUGGCCUGACAUGACAGAACAUGAAAGGUGGAGAACUGAAAUAGGAACGAUGAUCGAAUAUCUGACUGAAGAUUUGACAGUUGAUCUUCAAGUGAAAAAUGAAGUUUCCGGUCUGAGGGCUAGAUGCCAGACUCAAUUCGAUGAGAUAACCCAAUUGAAAAAGCGUAAUUCAUCGAUCGAACCUUAUCGAGUAUUGCUCAACAGAGCAAAUGACCUGACUCGUUCGACUAUAUCUUCUUACCAAGGUAUUCUAAAUGGAACUUUAUUGGCUAAAGGCGGCGAGUUGGACUCUCAAUUUCGGGAAAUGGCUAAAUCGUACUCCGAAAUUAAUCAAAAUUCCUCAAAGAUCAACCAAGCUGUUCGUCUGGUGGCUCAACAAGGUCUCAAGGAAAGAUAUACCGACAUUUUUGGUGUCAAUGAUGAUUCGGAUACCGAUACUGAUAGUGAAUACGAAUACGGAAAUCGACAUCAUUAUGCUCAAGGCGAGACUUACGAAUUCCAACCUCAAGAACACGAGCUGAUAACGGAGAUAGAAAGCUGGACUCAAUCGAAAUCGAAUGUGCAAACUGCCGGAUUCCCAUCGGAAUUGAUGGAUCUCUUACCAAAGAAGUACAAAUCGCUGUUGACUUCUGGUCUAGCAUCUUCGAAAGGGGAUAUACCUGUAUACAAGGUAUUCAAGGCAUGA
Messenger RNA from Kwoniella mangroviensis CBS 8507, 954 nucleotides. RefSeq lists its product as uncharacterized. Lineage: Eukaryota; Fungi; Basidiomycota; Tremellomycetes; Tremellales; Cryptococcaceae. The transcript has a single exon. The coding region runs from base 1 to 954 and encodes 317 amino acids. The record is from RefSeq and is a predicted model, not a curated record.